AUGCCCCCGAGGCUUUCCUCCCUCAAGAGCCUCGCCAACGGCGGCGAGGCUCCGGCGCACUCCCCCACCGGCUCAAGAAGACGCCCCAGGAGACCAGCAUCCGGCACAUCCCUCCACCUCUCCGACUCCCAGCAGAAGAGCAGCAGACCGUCGGUGCAGCGGCUGUUCCUGAGCGCGGCAGACCUCCUCGCCAAGACCACCACCAAGUGCGCACUCCUCACGUGCGCUUCUGGGAUGGCCUGGGCGUCUCUAAUCGUGUGGAUCCUCGGCCCAGCAGUGUCUAGCCCGGAUACGACAACCCAGGUCGAUCAGCAUCAGCAGCAGGAGGUCCCAACGUUGUCCCCAGCAGGAGGCUCCUUCCCGAUCGUAGACGAGGGCUCCUUGUUACCAGGGUGGACGCCGUUAGGCCACCACUCGAGGUUCAUGGGCAGAGAGGCCUUUCCCGAGCAGUUCGAGCACUGGGGGGAGGACCAGGAGGUUGUGAUACACAGCAUGGAUGUGGGCCCGUUGACCGACGAGGGCGAUCAGUUGUUGCCGAGGACGGACCUCUUGCUGGCCAUCCUGUCUGGGGAUGACAAGGCGGCGAGAUUAAAGCGCGACACCAUCCGCGAACUGUACGAUAAGUACGGCGGCUGGGUCACCGUCGGGGGCGAGCGAUCACAGGAACAAAACGAGGAAACCGUAGAGAUGGAGUUUCAGGUGAUUUUCGUGGUGACAAGGUCUACCGCUCCUCCGGACGGAGAGCUUGUGGGGGACGUGCUAUAUGUGAACGCCCCCGAUGGUUACCGCAACAUCGUGUACAAGGUCAAGCACAUGAUGGGACUGGUGCGACAUAUCGACUUCAAGUUCUUGCUGAAGGCAGACGACGACACCUUCGUGUGUGUGGAGAGACUGGCCAACUUCCUGCACAAUCAGCCGGAAGAAUCUAAGGACAAGAUUUACGCCGGUGUUCCAACAGCGUGCAACUCUCCGGCUAACCCCAGCGUAAAAGUUGGGCGUGUGAUAAAGGACCACAAGGAUAAGUGGUACGACCAGAAGUUUGUCCACCACACGCUGGCGGGGCUUGACUGCUACCCGGUCUACAUGCAGGGAGCGUUUUACGUGCUUGCGCAGCCAUUAGUAGAGCACUUGUACAGAGGGCGGGAGCACUACGAUACCUUCAUCAACGAAGAUGUCACCGUUGGCUCUUGGCUGUUGGGGGUGGACCGGGCGCUAGGAACGAUACAUGAUUUCGAGUCAUCAAGAUUGUGGAACUGCGUGUGCGGCUCCAAUUUCGUCUUGAGGCCGGCCGUGAGGAAGGACCAGGCAAGGUGUUCUUUCACGACUGUAAGGAAACAAGCGAGCUCCGUCAGUGCUCCAAGCGUCUCGUCAGGGCGCACCUCCACUGCUGACAGCUGA
Molecule: messenger RNA, 1398 nt
Organism: Ectocarpus siliculosus
Lineage: Eukaryota; Phaeophyceae; Ectocarpales; Ectocarpaceae
Source: the annotation of a GenBank genome assembly